AUAUUUUUCGGAUCUAUUAUCAAUGUUAGGUUACUUCCCAGUGUUAUUUGCCUUAUCGCCUUUCAGUGUAGUAUAUAAAGUUACUUUCGAUACAAUAAAUGUUUGUAAACUUUUUAUUGUGUCGUGAAUGUUGUGAUGAUACGGACAUUUUCAGUUACACAUUUUCCGUUUAUUGGAUACAUGAAAAGAGAUCAAAGUUCAUCCCUGACCGGUAGAGAUCAAAUAAAUCGAUAAUGCCUCUAACGGACAUUAUUCGACGGGCAUCGACCUACAUUCUUGGUCCUGAAGAGGAUACUUUAAAAACUCCAGAAUAUGAGGACAAUGAGAUUCUCUUUUGUAAGAACAACAUCUGCGUUCAUCCUCCUGCAACAGCGAGACAUGACAAUGAUCUGCAUAAUCCCGGUUAUCUAACCAUAACUACAAAGGUUUUCAUUGAUCAAUAUAAUGAUACUCGAAGGCCUACGCUUUUCUUGACGUGGAUACCGAAUUCUUCUAUCACGAAAAACACCAACUUAAUUGGUACACCUUUAAAGCACUACAACAAGAGAUAUAGUUUGGAAAGUUUAACGUCGAAUGAUUCCAACGACUUUGGCAUCGAGAGGCAUUCCGUUGUGGAGUUUAAGAGUACUAAUCCUUUCUUAAACUACGAUGACAGAGAUCGCCUGGAUAUGUCCGAUAUAAGCUCAGAGGGAAGCGACAAGCAGGGAAUCAGCAUUAACGUGGAUAUUUCUAAUCCUGAGAUAGAAAUAAUACAAACACCCGAUAGCGUUAAGGAUCCCGGAGACUAUUUUGAGUUUUCGAGAUCAGAAUCAGUAACUUCUUCAGACAGUCAAUCAAACUGGCUAUCAACACCAGAAUAUUUAAUGCAACAGCACAAUCUAUACUUUCCAGAUAGCGUUAGUAAUUCACCCAUUUUGCAGCCGAAACAGGUUCACAAAUGUAGAAGAUUUAGCGUAGAUCUCAGCCAAAUGCGGUCUCUUAGAUUAUUUUUUAGUGACAAUAGUUGCACAUGUGGACAACUCGUCGUAGCUUCCAGAGAAUCUCAGUACAAGAUACUCCACUUUCACCACGGCGGACUGGAUCAUUUGGCACAAGUUUUGCAUCAGUGGCAUUCCCUGCUGCAUACAAUUAAGUUAGCCAAAGGUUUAGACGAUACUCUACCAUACCGUCAUUUUAUGGUAUGCAGACCGGAAGUAUCAUUGUUAGAAUUGCAUCCCGAGGAAGGACAAGUGCCUAAGCUCACAGAAGAAACAUUUAGGGGUUUAUUUAAUGAAACUGGACAGUUAGAAGAUGAUCUAACUUUAAGGAAGUAUGUAUUUUUCUCGGGAAUGGAUAGGAAUAUUAGAAAAGAAGUAUGGCCGUUUUUAUUACAUGUAUACCCCUAUUUAAGUACGUUUGAAGAAAGGAUUCAGAUUGCCGAAAUUAGGAGACAUGAGUAUGAAGAAAUAAAUAGGAGGAGGUUAGAGCUAAAUGAAAAUAAGCUACAUCAAUUUAGAAGAAAAAUACAAAGUGUUGUAGAGAAAGAUGUAGUUCGGACUGAUAGAGGAAAUCCAUUUUUCGCUGGAGAGAACAACCCUAACCUUGAAGUUAUGAAGAAUAUUUUGUUAAAUUAUGCUAUUUACAAUUCAGGAUUGGGAUAUACUCAAGGCAUGAGCGAUCUUCUAGCUCCAGUUUUAUACGAGCUUCAAGAUGAAGUAGCUGCUUUCUGGUGUUUCGUUGGUUUAAUGCAAAGAGCAGUAUUUGUAGCUACCCCUACCGAUAGAGAUAUGGAUAGAAAUUUAAGAUAUUUGAGAGAAUUAAUAAGGCUAAUGGUACCAAAGUUUUACAAUCACCUGGAGAAACACAAAGACGCGCUAGAGCUGUUGUUCUGUCAUCGGUGGAUACUUCUGUGCUUCAAAAGAGAAUUCACGGAAGGUGUAGCAUUAAGGAUGUGGGAAGCAUGUUGGGCGAAUUACUUAACAGAUUAUUUUCAUCUCUUUCUGUGUUUGGCAAUAAUAUCUGUAUACGCUGACGAUGUUAUAGCUCAAGAUCUGCGUUCAGACGAAAUGUUGCUUCAUUUCAGCUCACUGGCUAUGUAUAUGGAUGGACAGGUCAUCACAAGAAAAGCACGGGGAUUACUACAUCAAUUUCGUCAGAUGCGCGAAAUACCCUGUACACUAGCUGGUCUGUGCACGAGAUGUGGUCCAGGCAUUUGGGACAGUUCACACAGUCCACGCAUAUUCUGCGUGGGGCACGAACAAGCUGGAAUGUGUAUAAAUUGAACAAUGGACUGAGUAUUAAUAUUUGUUUAAAGAAGAUGGACGAUUUGUAUUUGGACAAUACAAUGUUGAUGUUGGUUAUUUAUUAUUUUAGGGUGAGAUGUUUGAAGAUAGGUAAAGGUUUUAGGGAUAAACUGGAUAAUUAUUUUUUCUAUUUAGAAGAAACAACAACUACUAUAAAUAUAUAGAAAUUUAAUGAGUAUAUAUUAUGUAAUCAAAGAUACAAAGACCUUGAUUUGUCCUGAAUUUAAAAAAAAAUCAAAUAUUACUUCUUUUUAUAGAUAUAUGAUUUAGAUAAGCACACUUAAACCAUAUAAUAUUAUAAAACUCUCUAAUAAAGCCCUAAAAAUAAAAAAUAAAACAUUUUUCAUCUAACUCACGAAGAGUAUCAAAAAAGACAUACUUGUAUAUAGGAAACUCUGUUAAUAAUAUAGUUAUCGAACAGAGACAAUCCAAUUUUGGGAAAAUAUGUACCCAGUAGUUAAACAGGUAUGUCAGAGAGUAGCAAAACCACUAUAAUGAAAUGUAUAAAAAAGUUAAUGCAAUUCAGCACAUAAUUGCCUUUUGACCGUGGUUAUUCGAUGGCUCAGAGCAACCUCCCAGAGCAAGUUUUCUGUCUACAACAUUCGUAUCAUCAUCCAAUAAGUAUAUGAUCCAAUGUAAUAUCUUGGCUGCAUAGACUUGGUGAAGACUUACAAAUCACCCUUACUUCUGCUAAGACGUUUACAAAUGUGAUGAAAUAUCUUAAAGAUUGUUACUUUGCGAUACAUUACCAUAGGCUUUUGUGAUAAAAUUUUUGUAAUUUAUAUCAAAUGCAUUGUAAUUAUUUUCUUUUACAAUCGUGCCAAUGGCCUUUGUUUAAUUAAAGUAGAUAUCACUGUCGAAUGGAAAUCUGCUAUAAGCAUAACCUAGUGAAUGCAUAGUGAAAUAAUUUGACUUUUUAACAGGACGGUGCUCCUCCGCAUUAUGGUUUACUUGUUCGUCAAUAUUUAGACCAACACUUUCCACGGCAUUGGAUUGAGAGAAGAGGCAGCAUCGUAUGACCUCCUCGGUCACCAGAUUUGGGACGCCUAAAAAGUAGAAGGAACCAGAGAAGCGUUAUAUGUUUUUAAUGUGUUAUGUAUUAUGUCACCCAUUACUAUUUAAUGUAUAUAGUGAAACCAUUUUUGAAGAAGCAUUAUUAUUUCAAAGUGCGAAAGAUCUAUUAACAACAUAAGAUAUGUAGAUGACACCGUGACGGUGCCAAGCUCUGCUGAACAACUUUAAUUAUUGCUAAACAAAACAAACAGUUUCUGUGAAAAAUAUGGACUAAAAAUGAAUAUAAAAAGACCAAAUACAUGAUAAUAACAAAGAAAACAAAUAUACCAAAAAAAAUACAUUUGGGAAAUGUACCGAUAAAAAGGGUUGAUAAAUACAAAUAUCUAGAAACCUGGAUUUCAGACAAUAAUGAUCAAACAAUUGAAAUAGGAGCCAGGAUAGAAAUAGCAAGAACUGCAUUUGUAAACAUGAAUGCGUGUUUUCGAUACUUCAAUAUGGACUUGAAAGCUGGACAUUGAAGCAAGAACACAUAAAUAAGUUACAGUCCUUUGAAAUGUGGUGUUACAGGAGGAUGCUUAGAAUAGCAUGAACACAGAAGAAAACUAACACGGAAGUAUUGCAAGAAAUAGGCUAAAAAUGCGAAAUAUUAAACACAAUAUAAAUAAGAAAGUUACAAUCUCUGGGACACAUAAUGACGGGACAGCUAUAUGAACUGCUAAGGCUGAUAAUACAGGAAAAGAUAAGAGGAGGAAGGAGUAUAUGAAGAAGGAGAGUGUAAUUUUUAAAGAAUUUAAAAGACUGGUUUAAAUGCAGUUCUAUAAAACUCUUCAGAGCAGCAGUAGAUAGAGUAAAGAUAGUGAUGAUGAUAUCCAACCUUCGAUUGGGAGACGGCACUUGAAGAAAAAGAAAAAGUAAAAUUUAUAGAACACCAUCCGCAUCUUUAGAAGAUUUCAAAUGCUUCGGAAACUAAGAGAACGUUUAAAACAAAACCUUUAUCAUUGUAUGGGCUCCAGAGGUCAUAAGUUUCAUUAUUUGGUCAACUAAGAAAUAAGAAAUCAGAUAAAAAUAUUAAUAUUAAAUUGUGUUUUCUUUUAAUAAAUCAAAGUAUUCGACCGAAUUUAAAAAAUGUAAGACUAAUGUGUAGGGAAUUGCAAAGAUAUUAAAAGGUUAUUUGACCCACAUUGCCAUUAAGAAAUGUUGAGGUGAUUAUUAAACUGGCUUAGAAGUCAAAGUAAAAUAAACGAAAAUAUCAUCAUCACCGUAAGAUAUCAAUGAGAAAAAUCGACGAUUACGGGCAUUCAAAUGAGAAAGAAUACAAAUUAAAUAUAAUUUAUAAUUUUAAUCGUGUCUAUUCAGCGUGUUAGUCCUAACAAUAAAAAGAUUAAGAGAAAAGAUUAUUAGCCAGUUAUUUAUUGUAGAUUGCACAAAUGUACGCAUAACUGAACAAUAUUUUUACUAAUUAAAUAUUUUCCGGACUAAAAGUUUAAUAGUUUAUUAUACUUAUGUAUAGAACUUCUUAAUAUGUCGUAAGAAUUUCUUAAUAUAAUCUUCAUCUUUUAUAACGAUCUGUUACAAUAUUUAUAAUCAUAAUAGUUCAUACAGUUUUUAAGAAUUUUUAUAGAUAAUAUAAAAAAUUCUGAAUUAUUCUUCAAACACCUCAUACAAUAAGUAUUAAAGUACAAAUUUCAUGUUUGUAAAAAUUAGACAGAGAAGGAAAUGCUUUUGCUAGCAACAGGUGCCUUUUAGUCAGUUAGACGUUAGGUUUUGAUAAUCAAUGUUUUGCUGUGUUUAAAACUUAUUUUGUAAUAGAAAUAUUUUAUUUUAAAAUAAAAAUAUCUUCUGCAUUCCAUGUAAUGCAAAUUGUAUCCAACUGGAUGAUUUAAUACCUAUAGUAAGAAAGUACUGAAACUAGUACGAUGCAUGUUUUUUAGUUGAUGUCUUUUUAAUUUACCAAGUCAGUAGUGUGAUAAAGUGGGUAUAAAUAUUAAAAUAGGGAAAUCAAUGUGUUAGAAAGAGAGAAAAGUACCUUUGUUACAUGUAUAAGAGCGAGAACGAUAUAUGUUGACGUCACAUUACGCGAAUCAACUACUAUCCGCUAGUAUAUUCGCGAUUUUUAAUACAAAAUUGAAAGAAAUAUUUAUAUAAAGUGCAUUUGACAUAAGGAAUCCACAAUACUGACUGUCAUAGUUCUGCUAUUAUUACAUAUACUUACCCAAUUAUAAUUAAGUAGAAGUACCACUAUCAGGAUUUAAGAAAAAGUAUCAAAUAAUUAGAGAACCGGCAUAUUAGUGACAGUGAGAUCAAUUGUAAUCCUGAAAGAAUACAAGAGCAGCCGCAGUGCACCUGGAUUAACGUUGAUAGACGGCUAAUACAAUAAACAUAUCCACUAAGAAGUAUUCAAUAUGUAUUCACAGAUCGACUUUAUUCUAACCAAUCUAAGAUUUAGAAAUUCCAUUGUAAGCGUUAAGACUUUUCCUGGAGCAGAUGUCCCCUCAGACCAUAACCUCCUUGUCUCAAAAAUGAAACUGAUGGUAAAAAAGAUAAUAAAUUCCAAAAGUUCUAAGGUGAAUAUUCAGUUACUCAAGAUAAAUGAAAUCCGUGCUGAGGCUUCAACUUGUAUCAAUCAAGAAAUGAAAAAAUUAACAUAAGAAAUAAAAAACAUUGAGAAUCUGAAUAUUAUGUGGAGCUAAAUCAAAGAUUCUGUUAUAAAAACAUAGAAAGAAACUCUACAAAAGAAAACAGAAAGCCGAAAACCUUAGAUGACUCAAGAAAUACUGGAAAUCAUGAAACAAAAAAGAAAAUAUAGAAACAAAAUCCCUAAUAAGUACAGAGAAAAACAUAAAUUAAUAAGGAACAAAAUAAAAGAGGAUAAGGAAAAGUGGAUGAUGGAAACAUGCAUCGAAGUGAAAGAAUUGCAAAAAAAGCAUGAUCAUUAUAAUUUACAUAAAAAAGUAAAAGAAUUAUCUGGAAAAUCUCGAACAAAUACACAUAACCGAUUAAUUGACAAAAACAAUAAACUUAUUAAUAUCCCAAUUGAAAUAAAACAAGUAUGGACUAUAUAUAUCGAAGAUCUUUUCAUGGACGCAAGGAUGGAACCAACACAAAUUGAUAACGAGGAAGCUCCAAUAAAAUUAAAAUCUGAAGUCCAACAUGCUAUAAACAACUCAAAAUCUGGCAGAGCCACUGGGCCUGAUGAAGUUCAUAUCGAGUUGGUUAAACCUUCUUCUUCUUUUUGUGCCACUCCUAUCGGAGAUUGGAAAUCAUCAAGGCUAUUUUGACCUUGUUUACGGCUGACCUAAAGAGUUCAUUAGUGGUGCAGCCAAACCACUCUCUCAAAUUCCGCAACCAUGACAUUCUUCUACGGCCUGGAUUCCGUUUUCCUUCUAUUUUUCC
Messenger RNA from Diabrotica balteata, 6689 nucleotides. The record is from the annotation of a GenBank genome assembly. Lineage: Eukaryota; Metazoa; Arthropoda; Insecta; Coleoptera; Chrysomelidae.